This is a messenger RNA of Rhineura floridana, 1010 nucleotides long. RefSeq lists its product as uncharacterized. The record is from RefSeq and is a predicted model, not a curated record. NCBI's taxonomy places the organism in Eukaryota, Metazoa, Chordata, Lepidosauria, Squamata, Rhineuridae. The transcript has 2 exons. The coding region runs from base 4 to 567 and encodes 187 amino acids.
CUCAUGCCACGGAAGGCCUUGGCUGGGCCCGCGGAGGGGGACGCUCGCAGGGCUGCCGGCCAUCGAGCUUUCUGCCGCCACCCCCGGCGGCCCGGUGCGCCCACGGAGAAGGGCUCCGUUCAGUCCCUCCGGGCGCUUCCCGCCCCCGCAGCAAAGGAGGGACGAGAGCUGUCGCUGUCGCUGCUGCCCCGGCUCGGGUGGCUGUGCCCUCCGCCGCCUGCGAUGAGACGGAGAAAGCGGCCAGGCCUGCGCUGUCCAGCAAGCGCCCCCCCCCCGGGCAGCAGCCGUGCCCGCUCACCUGGCCUGCGGUCGGAGAACAAGCCGCUUCCCUCCCCGAGCUGCCGGGGCCCUGCCUGGAGCAAGCGCGGCGCCCCCCGUCCAACCGAAGCCCCCGCAGGCACCGGCAGCAGCAGCGGCGGCGGCGGUAUUUUUAGCAGUCGCCUCCACCGCCGGGCCUGGAGAAGGAGGAGGAGCCGCUGGCCGUGCCAGAAGGGGCGGCCCUUGCUCAAGCCAGGUCUGGAAGCAGAGUUGCUGUUCCACUUCCAGCUUAGAGCAAAACAGCAAUGACUGAGCGCACCCAUAUAUGGCAAGGCCCUCUUCAAAACAUAGAAUGCAGAACGGCAUCAACAGCCCUUUUCAUUGUGCCACAGCACCCUUGAGUCACCCCAAGUGGAGAACUGCUUCUGUAUUUUACUUCUGAUGUAUCUAAAGGCAUCCCUGGUAGGCUGCUAUAAGGUCUAGUGGGAUAUCAGAGAGUGCUGUGCACCUUAAAAAUACAAAAAAACCCUAUGACUACUACCAUCUAUUAUUUAAUAAUACAGUACAGUAACAGUAAUUAAUAUCAGCUCUAGAAUUUGCUCCUUAAAUUUGUUCUUCAACUUCCCACACUGUAAGCUUCAUAUUUGGGUUUGCCAGACUUUUUUCUCUUUGGUAGAAAACAGACUUUCCUCUGCAGUAAGCCAGCCACACCUUGUCUGGGACUUUAGAAAAGGGACAAUCUAAAUGAUGUA